AAGACAUUGAGUCACAUAAUUCAUCUUACAAGUAAUUGAACUUCUCACGACUCGACUUCAAAAGUUUCUCAGGAUGAAGCUUGAUAAGAUCCAGGCCAUAUCGAUAUCAUGAUAAGCGCGCUGUGGUUUGAACAAGAAACGACUAUCUUCAAGUUCCUUCUAUUUCCUACGGAAAACUAGACCACGACUUUUGAAGCUUGACAGUGCGCACUACAGUGAUCACCCGUUUUAAGUGAGGAUGAUCUCAGCAGAGACACUUUUAUCACAACUGCCCCAGGAUGUACUUACACUGGCCCAGGGAGUGUUAGAUCGUUUAGUCACAGACUUUCAGCAGCUCUGUGAUCGAAUUGCAGAUUGCCCUGAAUCUGAGUUACGGAUACUGCAGCCAGUGUUUUACGUACACCUCAACCCAGAUCGCGUUCCUGUAGAGUCAACUCCAGCCGCUACCACCGAUAUCGAGCUCGCCCGCUGGUCCCUUGCUGGGAUUGUCACAACUUUGGGCAAUAUCGAUGUUCAUUCGGAAAAACGAUGCCUUCUUUCCGCCUGGAACUGUAUGGUUCCCUGGCUCCUUUUCUUUCAUAACCAGUUCAUCAUGUACGGGGCCAGUUAUAGACCCGUCGACCGGACGCCUGUCAUCAAGCUCGUUGCCAGCAUUCUGUUUCAUGGCUUAAUCGCUGGCCGCGACCUUGACGGGAACUCAACUGCUACCACGCCGACCCUUUGCCGCCCGAUCGCAGAGUUAUGGGUGUUAGCCAUUGAAACAAAAGAUGAAGAUCUGUUGAGCAUUCAAGUGCCAUUGCGUGACCUCGGUCGCAUCACCUUCUCUUCGACUUGUCACCACCUUCUUGGUUGGAGAAUGCAUACACAACGAAUCCUUUGUGACUACACUACUGGAAGUGUCGGGUAG
This is a messenger RNA of Suillus subalutaceus, 907 nucleotides long. RefSeq lists its product as uncharacterized. The coding region runs from base 239 to 907 and encodes 222 amino acids. The record is from RefSeq and is a predicted model, not a curated record. The transcript has 2 exons. NCBI's taxonomy places the organism in Eukaryota, Fungi, Basidiomycota, Agaricomycetes, Boletales, Suillaceae.